Messenger RNA from Vanessa tameamea, 2243 nucleotides. RefSeq names its product ecdysone oxidase-like. NCBI's taxonomy places the organism in Eukaryota, Metazoa, Arthropoda, Insecta, Lepidoptera, Nymphalidae. Gene Ontology annotation, molecular function: oxidoreductase activity, acting on CH-OH group of donors; flavin adenine dinucleotide binding. The coding region runs from base 187 to 1995 and encodes 602 amino acids. The record is from RefSeq and is a predicted model, not a curated record. The transcript is spliced from 4 exons.
AACAACCUGCGAUAUGUGGAAAACUAUAUAAUAAUAACAUGCGCCGCAGAUUCUCCUAUAAAUAUUCUUCAAGUAAUCAGAUAUCGACACAACCACAUUAGAUAAACACGGUCGAGAUAUUUAUUGAAUCUGUGAUAAAACGUUACGUAGUAUUUUGUCACAGUUUUAUCCAACGAGUGAAAAAUUAUGAUGGAAGUAGGUUGUGAGAGCGGAGGCGCGGCCGGCGCCACAUUCGCCGCAGCCUUGCAGUUUUUCGCCGCAUCACAAUGCCUCGUCCAGGAGCCAUGGCCUCCGCAAGCUAAUGUUCAAAAUGGGACCCAUUUUGACUUCAUCGUGGUGGGUGGCGGCACUGCCGGGGCCACCCUGGCUGCAAGGCUGUCUGCGCUGCCGGUCAGCGUCCUGCUACUGGAGGCUGGAGGCGAUCCACCUCAAGAUAGCAUUAUUCCUGGCUUCAAGGACAGUAUGAAAAGAAGUUAUUACGACUGGAAUUUCACUACAACAAAUGACUACUAUUCAAGUCAAUCUCUACAAGAUGGCAGUCAGAGACAACCUCGUGGUAAAAUGCUGGGAGGCAGUGGAUCCAUUAAUGACAUGAUUUAUUCUCGUGGCUUUCCGGCUGAUUAUGAUGAUUGGGCCUCUAUAGUCGGGGAGGGCUGGAAUUGGGAUAAUGUUCUGUCGUACUUCAAAAAAACCGAAUAUUUGACUGACGAAAGAAUUACUAUCAAUCCAGACCUGGCAAGUCUUCAUGGUUUUGAUGGAGAAAUCGAAGUUAGUGGUUCUACUGAUUCAACUUUUGCUACCGACAAAUUUCUCGAAGCUUUUAAGGAGCUGAAUUUUAAUAUUGUUCAAGAUAUGACCAAUCCAAACACAAUAGGCGCAGGAAGAUUCUCUCAUACCAUUAAAGAUGGUAAACGGCACAGUUCUCUCACUGCACUCCUCAACAAAGCAUCGGAGAGAAAUAACUUGUUUGUUUUAAAAGAGGCCCACGUUGUUAAAAUAUUAGUUGAAAAUGAAACGGCGUAUGGAGUCAAAGUUUUAUUAGAAGGUGAUGAAUUUAUCUUCUAUGCUGAUAAAGAAAUUAUUAUGACCGCAGGAACGUUUAAUACUGCAAAAUUAUUGCUCCUUUCAGGAAUUGGUCCUAAAGAGCAUUUAGAAGAAAUGGGUAUCAGCGUCGUCAAAGACUUGCCUGUUGGAGAAAAUCUUCAUGAUCACGUCAUGGUACUGACGUAUUUAGCAGCGGAUAAUGGGACAUGCGACUUGGAUAAAAAUAAUGUCCACAUGGAUACCAUUAGGUAUCUUUAUGACAGAAGCGGAUCGCUCGUUAGAACUUCUGAUUUAGGCGCGUACAUAUCUUACAAUGAAGCUGCGAAUGUACCAGACUUCGCUAUUUAUCCAACAUGUAUUUACGCUAAUAGUGAUUUUUAUGUAGCGUGUCUAGAAAUUUUAGGUUUCAAAGCAAGCAUUUGUGAAAAAAUCGAUUCCUUAAAUAAAGAUUUGGAAAUCCUUUCGUUAGCCGUCGUAAAUCUUAAGCCGAAGUCCAGAGGACGAGUACGCUUGCAGUCCCUCGAUCCUCUCGAUCCUCCGCUCAUUUAUUCAGGAACAUUUAAUGAUGGCAGCGAUUUGGAUUACUAUCCCGGUGCCAUAGAAACAGCUCGGUCAAUAGCUAGCACGUCUUAUUUCAACUCGAAAAACGCUUUUGUUGUCGAAUUUGACAUAGAACAAUGUAAUGAUUUCAUUGAUAGAGAAUACUUGGAGUGCCUUGCGAAAGCUACAGCUAUGUCUGCUUGGCACGCUGUUGGCACGGCUGCUAUGGGAACAGUAGUGGAUUCAGAACUAAGGGUUAAAGGAAUUAACGGAUUGAGGGUAGCUGAUGCCAGUGUAAUGCCAAAUGUAGUUCGAGGUAACACGAAUUCUCCCGUCGUAAUGAUAGCUGAAAAAGCGGCGGACUAUAUCAAAGAUUAUUAUAAGACUCUGGGUUAUUUAAAUAAAAAUUAAAUUAACCCUUCUGAUAAUUUGACUAAUUACAAAGCAAAUGACGUUGUGAUUAGGUUUGAUAAACUUGAUCAGUAAUUUUCAUAUAAGUACUACAUACCUAUGUUUACCGUAACAUUUAUAUUUUAGGACGAUAAUCUAAAGUUCUGACGCUGUUCCUUGAAAUAAGUUUUAUUUUGUGACUGAAUGAUUUAUAUGUGAUUUUGUUUCGACAUUAUUUUAAAUAAUACAAUUAUGAUAAUAAACUUUGA